This is a messenger RNA of Aspergillus chevalieri, 1452 nucleotides long. Its product is annotated as glycosyltransferase family 31 protein. The transcript has a single exon. Gene Ontology annotation, cellular component: membrane. The coding region runs from base 1 to 1452 and encodes 483 amino acids. Lineage: Eukaryota; Fungi; Ascomycota; Eurotiomycetes; Eurotiales; Aspergillaceae. The record is from RefSeq and is a predicted model, not a curated record. Gene Ontology annotation, molecular function: acetylglucosaminyltransferase activity.
AUGUUACUCAAGCCCGGGGAGAGGUCCUCCGUGGGCGGCUCCUGGGCAGGUAAACGGCUCAUCCGUUUUGGUGUCGCAUUUCUGCUCGUCGGCGCCUUCACUUUGUUCCUUUGGCCUCCAUUCCCUCCCAGCCACAUCCAGGCUCAGACACCCUCCGCUAAUAUCUCCAUCGCUUCCGGUAUUCACUGCGAACUCGACCUGGGCGUGCUGGAACGCCUCCAUGUCAACAAACUCGGCAGCUAUCUCCGUCGUGAGGUCAACGCCGUGACCUUGGCCGCGAACCAGGAAGUGCCCAUGAAGCAGCGCCUCGAUACCCCGUUGAUGGACCGGAAGCUGUUGGAUCCUAAUGAGCAACUUACGGAAGAGCAGUCGCAGGCCGAUUGUUCCAUGCCGCACCCUCUCACUGUCCAGGUUCCCUUGCCUCCAAAGACCGUUGACGCCUCUCAUAUCGACUUUGGUGUGGCCACCAGGGCUGAUCGCUUGAACGACUCUCUGGACCAGUUCGCUCACUGGGCUGGUUACACUCGCACCCGGAUUUUUGCUCUUGUUGAGCCCGACAAGCGCGUGCCGGAAGUCCAGGCCAAGGCAGAUAGCCUGGGUAUCAACUUGUACAUCACCGAAUCCGAUGAGGAGUACCAAAGUCGGUAUUUCUCCUUAGUCCGCCACCUCGCGAGCCAUGCGCGCGAUCAAACCCGCUGGUCCGUCGUGAUUGAUGACGACACUUUCUUCAUGUCGAUGUCAGCGUUGGUGCAAGCGCUCGAGAAGUACGACCACACGCAAAUGGUCUAUCUUGGAGGCAUUUCUGAAAGUAUUCCCCAGGUCGGGGCUUUUGGUGUCAUGGCAUUCGGCGGUGCUGGUGUUUUCCUCUCACGCCCGCUGGCGGUCGAGCUGAGCAAACCGGAAAUCUUCGAACAAUGCCAGAACAUGGAGUUUACAGGCGAUCGCCGUAUCUCCCUGUGCAUCUACCAAUACACACCCGCUAAAUUGACCAUCGAUCACCGGUUACGCCAACUCGACAUGAUGGGCGAUGUUACCGGGUUCUUCGAGACGGGACGGGAACUCCCUCUGUCGGUUCACCACUGGAAGUCAUGGUUCCACGCAGACAUGCCCAAAGUAGCUUCCAUCUCCGAACUUUGCGGAGACACCUGCUUGCUGCGACAAUGGUGGUUUGCCGACGGGUGGCUUCUGACAAACGGUUUCUCGGUCGUCAAAUACAGCACUGAUGUGGAUCCCUUUGACAAGACCAUGGAGUUGACCUGGGAAAGCCACAACGGUGCCGUGCACGAGUCGUACCUGCAUGAACUUGGACCAUUGCGACCCAAGGACUGGGACAAGAUCAGUUACUUGUUAGAAGAUGCCGUGGUGGAGGACGACCAGGUCCGACAGUUCUACAUUCAUCGAGGAGGGAAAGAUGGUGAUGAAAUUUUGGAAUUGGUAUGGCGGAAUGCAUAG